UCGCAGGCGUAUCUUGAAAGCAAUAGGUUCGGCCAUUUUAUAUAUCUACCAUCGACCCAGUGGAACACACGGAAGACCUCAAAGUAAUAAUCUAAUCAAUAUCCUACAUCUUCUUACUCAUCAAUCUUCUAUUCGACCUUUACAACAUCCGACGGAGGACAUCUUGGGUCUUGAUCUACUUCCUAUCGGGUCAUGAAUCUCUCUAGUCUCUUCCACGAACGAAAGAAUCAUCAACAACACUUCUCUCCUUAUACCAACGUACCAGAAGUAAUGGCUUCACCAUUGGUUUCCAAUCCUUACAGUUCCCAGGCUAUGGCUCAACAUUCUCCCUACACAUACGUUAACGCACCUCAACCACCACCUUCGCCACCUGUGGACGAAACUUCAAAAUGUUCCUUACCAUCCAUUUCAAGUCUAUUAGGUUUGGCCGAUGUAUCAAGCCCUACAGAGCAAACUCAGCAGCAGUCAUCGCCACAACAAGGUUAGUGCUCUCAGGUCCUCCAUUGUGUUUCAAAUGAUUGAUUUUCUCUCUCAGCUGCCUUGAAGGAAGAAUACAGACCUGAAUCUGGACACCAGUACGGUCCUUCCCCAUCAAUGAGCUCACGAGGUGCUCUUCCACCCACACCUCCAAUGCAAUCUGACGGCGGCUUUGACGGCAGACAAUCUCCAUCUCAAGCAUCUACUUCAUCAUAUUCAGUAGUCUCAGCACCAAGUUACUACUUCAAUCCUUCCCAGAUCUCGUCCAUCAACAAUAUGGAGCCUCACGCGCAACGUCAGCCAAUUCCCGUCGUAACUAGGAGGGUCUCAAUGCCAGUUGCUCCAAUGCAGUACACUCAUUCACCAUUCAACGGUGCAUACACUAUGUCUCCAGGAGCCCAAUCUUUGAGCUCCUACUACUCGAGUCCAAUACAGACACCUUCUCCCCAAGUUCCUGGACUAUAUUAUCAAAGACCACUUCCACAGGUAUGUUAUAUAUUUAUCAUCAACGGAGUAACAAUGUGACUAAUAACCCAAUAGCAAUUUCCUCCAACAAUGAUGCCAGUGUCUGUGACUCUGACUCCAUCCUCUGGUGCUAAUCCAUGGCAACAUCACCACUACAUCUCGCCUUCAUCAGCUGCCUCAUUCCCUCAAUCACAAGAUAGAUACAUCUGUCAGACUUGCAACAAAGCUUUCUCGAGACCGUCGAGUCUUCGAAUUCACAGCCACUCACAUACUGGCGAGAAACCCUUUAAGUGUCCCCACCAAAAUUGCGGGAAGGCCUUCAGUGUAAGGAGCAACAUGAAGAGGCAUGAGCGAGGGUGCCACAGUUUCGAAAGUGUGUCUAUGGUCUGAGCGUUGUCGUCUUAAUGGUUGAAAUAGCCAUGAUGGAUAAUAGCCUCGCUCAUCAAUAAUGUAUAAGUAGCUGGGUACUUUGUGGGAUGGCUUUCCUUACUCACGAUACCCGUCCUUUGGUCUAUAGUUCUUAUUCUUGGGAGGAUCUGUAUAUUUAUGAAAGGCGUUUAGAAAUACUGGGGGUGGAUAAUAUUUGCGGUCUGCAUUUACAGGGGCGUUAAUGGCUAUUAGUUCCUCGGAGGCUACGAGAGAACGGAUUUACUAUGUGAAGACAAAGUUGAGACAAAGGGAUCGUAAGGUCGAGAGUUGGCUCUGGGAAAAAAGAAAAGAAUGGGAUGAAGAAUAUUAUGAAGAGAUGCUUGCAGGUCCAUCACCAUUCUCUAGAGAAUAGACAAAUGAUAGUGUAAAAGUAAUGGAAUCAAUUCAAAAAUGACACCUUCAAGGGGCA
This is a messenger RNA of Sclerotinia trifoliorum, 1780 nucleotides long. The record is from the annotation of a GenBank genome assembly. NCBI's taxonomy places the organism in Eukaryota, Fungi, Ascomycota, Leotiomycetes, Helotiales, Sclerotiniaceae.